Symbiodinium necroappetens is the source of this 2181-nucleotide messenger RNA. NCBI's taxonomy places the organism in Eukaryota, Dinophyceae, Suessiales, Symbiodiniaceae. The record is from the annotation of a GenBank genome assembly.
AUGGACAGGUAUUCCGGGCUGGACGCAGAGCAGAAGGUUGCCUUGCUUGCCCUCCUACGUGCCGCGGCGGAAGCUGAGCUUGACACGGAGGAUGCCCGGGUGAAGUUGUGUGAGUUGCCGGACUUCAAACCCAGGGCCUGCUUCCAAGACAUCCAGGGAAAUAGCGUCAAAGGAUGGAUGAGUGCCAGUGAUCUUCAUCUAUGGUUAUCCUCGCAACCACACCCAGUCGCAGGCUAUAGGCUGGAGGAUGUCUUAUCAGCCAUCAGGCUUCGUACUGGUUCUCUGGACAUCUUCCCAGAGGACUUUAUCCGAAUGACGACCCCGAACUUCCGCUCUGGAGCUUACUUGAAGGAGCUUGCGAUUUCCCGCUCUUUCUUGCCAUACCUCUCCUACGAGCGACCGCUCAAGUACGAGGUGGCAUACCGCCUGAGCCAGCUCUUUCUCUUGGAGCUGGACUUCAUGAGCCGCUUGCGCUUCCAUCAGAAGCGCUUGCGACAGGUGGCAAUCACCGGCGUGAACAUCGUGAAGUUCCUAGACAUGGAAGAGGGCUUUUGUGCAGGCAUGGGAGGCCUUUUGUCGGCGAUGGGCGUGCGCCACGUGUUGUCCAAGGGCGUCGCGGGCUACACUCGGCCGCUGGAGCCCAUGCUUUGUGAUGCCUUGAUGAAGCGUAUCAACCCCACGGAUGCGGCUUUCUUUCCUGCUGACCAUCUAGGGCGACUGAUCGACAUGCCGCUUCCCACGGCUACUCAGUACUACACUUGGGCCGAGCGGAUGGAGCGCAGUCCGCUAACCGACAGCUACAUCUUCCGUUCUACCAGCCCAGCGCGCCUUUCCUUCGAGAGCCCUUUGCUUGAGCCAAGCCCCUCUUCACGGAUCCGACCGGCUUCACCCAGAGCUAUGUCACCCACGCGGCGCAGUAGUCCCUUCAUGGAGCCCUUGAGCCCCAUGAGCCCAGUGACACCCUUGCCGGACUACCUCCAGCCGGACUCCCGACCGCCGCGGCACUUCGGGUCAAGAGAUUGGGAGUCAAAAGACUGGAAAGCCCGAUCGCCCUCCCCGGCUCGUCGACACUAUCUCUCGGAGCUUUCCACCCAGGACCCCGGCUUGUCAUCCUUCGAGAGAAGUCUUGCAGACACCUACGUCUCAUCGCCUGUGCCCUAUUCUCCACGCACUCCGCGUCCGAUGUCUGCAGGCAUUUCUGCUGCUGCAUCCCCUGGCGCUUCUCCAUCUUUGGGAACUCCGUUGCCACGUCGUUCUUUGCACUUCCUGGACACGCAUGAGCAGCGGGCUGUGCAGCAGACGCUGAUCGUGAUGGCUCGGCAAGCCAAGCUGGACUCCAUGGUGGAGGAUGCCAAGACACUUCUUCCGCCCACCUGCACAGUGGAAGAGAUCUUCAACGAGCUGGACAUGAUGCGCAACGGCUACAUCACGCUUCGGGACAUCCGCCGGUUCAUGGCAGGCUUCGGCUUCACGGCCAAGUAUGCCAGCUUCACCGGCCUCGUCAAUGACCUCCAUAUGCGCCGCAAGGUCUUUCAUCAGCAUGCUGUGCGAGGCGCCAAGCCUCUGGAGUGGAGUGGCCUUAGUGCCCUGCUGCCUCCGGAGAGCUUGGACCUGCGCGACACGACAAUGCUUACGUUGCCCUUCACCGGCGAAGGGUGCAAGGCUGUAAUGGCAUGCAACACCGAUGCGGAGGCUGCCUCAGUGCUGUACCUGCUGCGGAAAUCUGUAGCUUGCCCGACCUGCGGCACGCGAGCCCAGCGUGAUGCUGAUGCCGCCGGUUGCCCGAUGGUGACCUGCCCCGUUUGCAGGACCCAGUUCCACUGCCACACCGUGGAAGGAGAUCGGCCGGAGGUUAGUUACCCGCUAACUUCUAGCGCGAAGCACAGUCUGUACCGCCUUUUGGGCACCACGCUGGAGGCAGCUGAAGAGCUGGACUUGGAUCGUCGAGAACUUGCCACUGUGCUCUCUCAAGAGAUUUGUGGGCUGCACGACGUCUUUGGUGCUAUCAGCCCUGGGACAGACAGCUUUACGCAAUCCGACCUCCGGCGCUGCUUUGCUGUCCAGGGCUUGCCUCUACCGCCUGCGGAGCAGUGGGACCUUCUGUGGCAUCGCUACUGUUCUCCCAAUGCUAUCGGCGUGAAUUACUUGGACUUCAAGAACCAGCUGCAGCCAAUGUUUUGA